Messenger RNA from Syzygium oleosum, 1698 nucleotides. RefSeq names its product B3 domain-containing transcription factor VRN1-like. NCBI's taxonomy places the organism in Eukaryota, Viridiplantae, Streptophyta, Magnoliopsida, Myrtales, Myrtaceae. The record is from RefSeq and is a predicted model, not a curated record. Gene Ontology annotation, molecular function: DNA binding. The transcript has 7 exons. The coding region runs from base 1 to 1698 and encodes 565 amino acids.
AUGGAGAUGGCAAAAAAUGCAGCCUGCAUGAUGAGAUUGAGCGGGAUUUGUCACUCGAAAACGGAAUUCGAGAAAAGGAAAGAACAACCAUCAUGUUUUUCAAGGCGACGCAGAACUUGGAAGAAGAUGAAAGCAAGUACAGCCAUUGAUGACCCACUGAAUGAGCCAUUUAGGAAAGUGUACCCUCCAUCCCAAGCAAAAAGAUACAACAACAUCAAGGGAAUCCCGAAGAAGUUCGUGAGAAAAUAUGGGAGCAAUCUGUCGAACUUGGUCUUCCUCCAGGUAGCCAGCGGUGAUGUUUGGGAAGUGGAACUGCUGAGAGGAAACGACGGCGCUUUUCUCCGAAGAGGAUGGCCAGAGUUUGUGAAGCACUUCGCCAUCAAACAAGGGCACUUCCUAGUGUUCAGAUACGAAGGAGGCUCCGCGUUUCGCGUGGUCAUAUUCGACAAGAGUGCUUCGGAGAUUGAAUACCCCGUCAUUUCUGAAAAUGAUGAUCCAAGAAUGGAAGAAGAUGAAGGGGACACGUUAGCUGAAGUAUUUGAGGAUCAUUCCCAUCAGUCACGCCGAAACCAAAGGCGAGAGCUGCCUUCAUCAACAUUAUUAUCUUCAUCUUCGAAGAAGAAGAAGAAAACAAAUGAGCGCUUGAAUAAGCAAGCAGUUGGAGGUGGUGGCAGCUAUAGUGUCUCUGAUGUCAGUGCAGGCCUCAAAUCUGGCUACUGGAGAAGGUAUCAUCCUUUCAGAGGCAGUGAACAAUCUGAGGCCCUAGAAAGAGCUACUUCUUUCCUGUCUCCAAAUCCAUUCUUCUUGGCUUUCAUGCAACCAUCCUUCAUUCACCACUCUUUGAGUGCACCGGCUAGGUUUUUCAUGAAGUACAUUCCCAAUUUCAGAAGCGGUGGAGACAUAAAUCUAUACAUGUCAAAUGAGAGAUUUUGGUCGGUCCGGUACAAGUUUGGAAUAUACAGCGGAAGGCCACAAAUCAAAGUCAACCGUGGUUGGAAACAUUUUGUGCAAGACAAUAAUCUCAAGUUGGGUGAUGUUUGUGUGUUUGAAAUGACGAGGAAGGUUGACCAAGUUUCAUUCAGAGUUGUCAUCUUCAGAGCCAACCAAGAUGCAGUCGAAUUCGAAGAGGCUUCUCAACAUAAGCUCAAAACAAGCUCCAGCGAACCGGAUAAAUCUGAGCAUGGCCAGGCCAAAAAUGAAGAACCCGCUUCUCAUGAUCAAUCUGCAGGCAAAAGUUUUGAGGUUGAACCAGCCAUGCAAAUGUACGCCCUCCCUGAAGCACGCGGCGACGGCGAGGAGGAAGGCACCGGUGGAAUGGUUUCGCCAAGUGGUAUAACAUCUAUUGAAAUUGCGAGCAAGUAUCGCACGAACCGACCAUCCUUCCGAAUAGUCAUUCGCCCAAAACACUUGCGCAGAUCUACUCCGAAUUUACCGGCAGGCUUUGCCAGGAGGUUCUCAGGGCAUAGACACAUAAUGGGGACUCUAAGAGGUGGCCGCAGAACCUGGCCUAUCAAGCUUUGUGUGUAUCCUCAGCGCAAUUCCAACAGCUUCAACGGCAAAGUCUCUGCAGGGUGGUUCAAUUUUGCAAGGGACAAUGCUCUUCAAGCAGGAGAUAUCUGCACAUUCGAGCUCCUCACUUCAGACCUCAUGGUUCUCAAAGUCUCCAUCUUCAGGAAGGUGUCGACUAAGUUACACUGA